Messenger RNA from Danaus plexippus (monarch butterfly), 1466 nucleotides. RefSeq names its product TIMELESS-interacting protein. Gene Ontology annotation, biological process: DNA damage response; DNA replication checkpoint signaling; replication fork processing. Gene Ontology annotation, cellular component: replication fork protection complex; nucleus. NCBI's taxonomy places the organism in Eukaryota, Metazoa, Arthropoda, Insecta, Lepidoptera, Nymphalidae. The record is from RefSeq and is a predicted model, not a curated record. Bases 132 to 1271 code for a protein of 379 amino acids. The transcript is spliced from 5 exons. Gene Ontology annotation, molecular function: DNA binding.
UUAAUUGUCAAACGCCGACAGUCAAAACUCAAAAAUAUUAAAAUAUUCUAGUGUUAAGUUUCUUAAAUAGCUAUACAAUAUAUGGUUUAAUUUGUUCGUGCAGUGUGUUUACAGUACAUGCAUACAGUGUGAUGUCGCUAUUAGAAGAUGUUUUUCUACGAGACGAAGCCGACGAAGCCCAAGAAUUAGAAAGAGUAAUAGAGGGCGACGAAUAUGAAGACAGACUCCGGCAUAGAUCAGAUAGUGAUAAUGAUAGUGAACGAUCAGACGAAGCUGAGGAAGAUAAGAGAAAAGUUGAUCCAGCAUCAACUAAAAUAAGACGAAUAAUUAAAAAUCCAAGAUUUGUUUUGAAUCCUGCUAGAUUAACCGGACCGAGAGGAAUACAUGUUAUACCAGAACAUUUCAAAGAUUUUAAAUUCAAAGGUAAAGGUCAUGAAAAGGAAGAUCUAGAUUUAAUUCUUAAGAAAUUAGAACAUUGGGCCUAUAGAUUGUAUCCUAAAUUUCAAUUUGAGGAUUGUUUGAAGAAAAUUGAAACGCUCGGAAAGAAGAGACCUGUUAUGGUUAAUUUACAUAAAAUAAGAUCGGACCAAUUUACUACGGAGGAGCCGAUAGUUCAGAGAGAUUCCACUGAUGAUGAUGAGCCUCAGGACGAGUUUGACAAGUUGUUGCAGCAGCAAAUAGAUUUAGCUAGAGCUGCUGAGGCAAAGACAGAUGAAACACAUAGUCCCGUUAGGAGUAACAAGCCCUUAUCACCGAAAGCGACUUCCUCACCAUCAAUAAGUGAUGAACAGAAGGAAAGAAUGCUGAGAAAUAGGAGACUAGCCGAGGAAAGGCGGAAAAAUAGAAUUUUAGCUAAUAGUGUCACUGAAGAAGUUACACCAGCUUUAAAUGAGGACAAUGACAAUCAUAAUAAAGUUGAAGAAGAUUUGGACACGAAUAUUAGUAGAAAUAAGAAAAUUAACAGAUCCAAUGUUAUUGAUAGCUCAGACGAAGAUAUAUGUGUUGUGAACGAAUCAUUCACCGUUGACAUACACAACGGUACAACAGACAACGGUAGGAAUAGUGAGGAAAAUGUUACUCAUAAUGAAAAUUGUUCAGAUAUAAAAGAUAAAGAUGAAGGUAAAGAUAUGGUAGAGCGUGGAAGUACAUUAGAACAUAAUCCUAUUGAUGCAAUUAGUGGGAAUAAUGAUUUAGAAAAUCUCAACAAUUCAGAGACAUUGUCAAAAGAUAUAGGAGCUAAUGGUACUAUGGAUGUAGAUUUUGAUGUAUAGACGCUUGUUAUAUAUUAGGUAUAUUCGUUAUUUUUGUAUAAUAUGUAUAUAUAAGGAAGUUAAGAAUAAUAAUUGUUUACUUUGUUUGUUCUGUAAAAUUAAAUUCUCAUAUUCACGAAGGAGGAAAGUAUUAAAAUACCCAAUGUCUUUUAAGUCAUCGUAUGUUAUUGUGUAAAUAAAUAUUUUUGAAGUAUG